This is a messenger RNA of Stegastes partitus (bicolor damselfish), 3270 nucleotides long. RefSeq names its product Sad1 and UNC84 domain containing 2 (gene sun2). The transcript has 16 exons. Bases 679 to 2586 code for a protein of 635 amino acids. Gene Ontology annotation, cellular component: nuclear envelope; meiotic nuclear membrane microtubule tethering complex. NCBI's taxonomy places the organism in Eukaryota, Metazoa, Chordata, Actinopteri, Pomacentridae. The record is from RefSeq and is a predicted model, not a curated record. Gene Ontology annotation, molecular function: protein-membrane adaptor activity.
GAACAGACAGGUUUUAUAAUAUUCAGCUCUCAGACGUGGACUGUUUUAGUCAGUUUUCGUGCGACGAUGUGUUGUCCUGGCUCACAGCAAACAGAGAAGGCCUCUCCGUUGGCACUGGCAACCACAGCGGUAGACUGCUGAUAGGCGUAGUCGUGCGUGGCGUUGCUAUUAUUGCCUGUUGACAUCAACACAGUUUGGUUGGUUACAGUUUAACCUAUUUUCUUUCAUCAGUGUCUUUUUUUUUUUGUAAUGUGGGACUGAAUAUCCUCCUCAGACGCUCUGUUCAGCAGAAACAACAGAGGACUGAAAAAAUUAAAGACGACAAUAUUGAUGUAGUGUUGUUGAGCAUCUAUGCCGGAGAAAGCCAAAACAUCUUAGUUGACCGUUACGAUGCUAAUCUUCACCGAUAAACUAAUGAAGUCUAGAAAAACAAAGCGGCCUUUCGGCAGUGAAGGUUUCUGCGUGCGAGCUUUCACACUAACUUCCUGACUGUUGGGUACAAACAGCCACAGCUUCCCUUUUUGUCGUCUGCUGCCGCUCGUUUUAGACGCAUGAGUUUGUAACACUCUGCUGCAGUUGUGUCCCUGACAAGCAGACUAAUGUUGAAUGUACGCUUUGACCAGGUUGUGUGAGACAAGUAGAAGUUAAACGGCUGCAUCACAGAGAGAAUUCAAAGCCAUGGCUCGUAGGAGUUCCCGUCUGGUGUCCGGCGGCUACUACAAUUCAGAUGAAGAGUCUGACUCAAGCAGUGUGACGAACAUUUCCUACCGAGAAAACCCAGUCAAAGUUUUCAAGAAGAAGGCAGGGACCCGCAAGGCUGCCUCCCGCACCUCCAGUAGAGCUAACAGCAAUGCUAGUUCUGGGAGCCCUGAGACGCCUGUCACUGCAGGCCAGUAUAACGGUCUGAGCCCGUCUCCUCUGAGCAUUCAGACCUCGCCCACCAUGAGGACUGCGCCCUACGUCCCCACCACGGUCACCCCUCGCCCCGCACUGACCCCGUCAUCAGCCCGGGCUCAGACGCCCACACGCUGCCCCUCAGUACCUCCAGAGAAGAGCGCUUACACCGGGCUCUUCUGCUCAGGCGGGUCAGGAUUACACUUGAGACCGAACCACAAGGAGCUAAGUCAGAGUGGCGUGGACAGCUCGGGAUACUCGUCCUCUGAGGGCACCUACAGGAAGGCUGUACCUGCCACCAGUAACACCAGCACAGUUAGCAGGGACAGCGGGGCUCCCAGUACUGGAUAUAGAGACAGAAUCAGCAGUGCCCUCGAUAGUCUAACUGAUUCAGCCUCGUUGAUGGCCGCUGCAGCACAUUCAAAAAUACUUCAUCUGACAGCUUUAGCUAAUGCUCCGGUCAGCAGCCGCAUGAAGAAAGCUUGUGGUCUGGUUCUCCUCUUCCUCAUCGUACUCCUAUGUAUCUGGUUGCUCCUUCCCUUCUUCACCUCUUUCAUCUCCCGCAUGACUGUCACAAAGACCCCGUCACAGACCAAACCCAAGAGUCAGCCUGUUAUCCCUGCCACUCCUCCUCCUCCUCGACCCAACACCAUGCAUUCCGCACCUGCUGUGGUGGACCCUGCCGUUGUGUCUGCUGCUGUAGACGCUAAGAUGCAGCAUCUUCUGGUGGAGCUGCAGCUGAAGCAGGAAGUCCUUCUCUCCCAGAUGAAGGAGAAACUGCAGCUGGACAUGCAGGAUAUGAAAGCCAAGCUGGAGGCGGUGGACUCCAACGGUCAGCUGCGUCUGGAGCAGGAGCUCGCUGGGCUGGGCAGGCAGAUGGAAGAUUACCAGACGGACAGCCGCUCUGCUGCCGCCACGCUCAGCCUCAGGAUCCAAACUCUGGAGGAACAGAACACCAAGCUGUCCCAGGAGUUGUCCUCCAUGCAGCUGACGCCUCCUCCAGCCCCUUGUCCUGACACCAGCGCCGCUCCCGUCGUCAACCAACUCACUCCUGAGCUCCAGCAGGCCAUGGAGAAGUGGUUCACUGACCGCAUCAAGGAACAGGAUGCAAUCAGGCUCGCUGACAAAGGAAGCUGCACAGACUGUGGGCGUCCCAUGGCUGACAAAAUGGCCGACUUCGCCCUGGAGACUCAAGGUGCCAGUGUGAUCAGCACCAGGUGUUCGGAGACGUAUCGUCAUCGUUCAGCUUGUCUCACCCUGUUUGGUUUCCCUCUGUGGUAUCCCUCUGAAAGCCCACGCACCGUUAUCCAGGGCUACCCGGUGCUGCUUCCGGGCAAAUGUUGGGCGUUUCACGGUGUCCAAGGCACUCUUGUCAUCUCGCUCUCUCACCCCGUGAGGAUAAGUCAUGUGACGCUGGACCACCUGCCUCGCUACAACUCUCCCACCGGUCGCAUCGACUCCGCUCCCAAAGACUUUGAAGUUUACGGCAUGAACAACGACACAGAAGAAGGAACACUGCUGGGGAAGUUCACUUACGAUGAGAACGGAGCAUCGACGCAGACGUUCAAGCUGCCUAACCCGAGCGACUUGGUUUAUCGAUUUGUGGAGCUGCGAGUUCUCACCAACUGGGGUCACGUCGAGUACACGUGUCUUUACCGCUUCCGUGUGCACGGACAGAUCGCCUCCACAUGAGACUCCAGGUCCACGCAGAGUGACGUGACAGCGCAUUCCAACAUAUCACAAAGUACAUUUGAAAUGGAGACUUUUUUUUAUAAAGAUUAAAAGUCACUUGAUGGUCUGAGAUGCGUUCGAGGCCAAAAUGCUACUGAAGAAGUUUUUGGUGUUGACUUGGGUCACGCCUGUGUGUCAGCUGUGUGUGUGUGGCAACAGGUUUUGCUGUUUUUUUGUGCUGACUUAAUGUUAAAAUGACAAAAUUAUCAGAGCGUUUUGUGCAGUGCACAUUCAGCUUUAAAUGAUUGCAAAGAGAAAUGGGUUUCUAAAAACCAAAAAUCUAUCUAGUAAAACCAUAUGGAGGCGUGAGGUUCUGGCAACUUUAUGCUUUCAAUCACAUGAGCGUGCCACAGAAUAAUUGUUCAUCUUUUCCUGUUAUUGAUUAUUGCUGAUACUUAUGAAGUGUUUCCUGCUUUACAUUCUUACAGCGCACAAUCACAGUGGAAGCUCCCUGGUUAAAUAACAUUACAUUUUGCCAGCGGGUAGCUUCAGUGUUACAUGCCUUGCUUCAUGGUACAAGCAGAAGCAGGUCACUUUACUGACCCACAUUUCUGCAGGUGAUCCAGUAACAGCUGGUUCCAGUCAUCGCCAUCAAGGCUGCCUGCCACAUCACCUACAGUCGUCCUCAGAUGUAUUCAUACCCUC